AUGGAUCCCAAACGGUGAGUUCCAAAGAUCUUUUGAAUAUUCGGAAAAACAUUAAAUUUCCAGACCAAAUUCGUGUGGAUGUGGUAAAUGUUCAGUCGAACUCAAUUUGUUUUCUGAAAAGUUCAAGACUGGCUCAUUGCAUGUUGUUGCAGGAGUGUAUCUUGCCAAACGCAAAUAUUAUGAACUGAAUGCACACCUGACGAGACGUGUCCAAAAUGGACACUGUACAUUUUUUUCAAAAGUCACACUGCAUUUUUUUUCGAAAAAUAACUUUGUUUCCUUUUCACCAACAUUUAACCUGAGGAAAUAAAUGCGCAUUUAGUUCAGUGGUAGGCCAUUUUGCUACACAGGAAAAGUCAGGCCUGCCUGCCGCAGGUGUGUGGCAGGUAUCUCAUGGUUGGCAGGACCGCAGCAGGCGUGCGGCAGGAGUUGAUAAAUUUUUCGUCGGCAUGCCGCACGCCGACCAGAAAUUUUUUCAUCCGACAUUUUUUUUUGAAAAUGAAAAGGUGUAAGAAUAUGCGAAAUGGUAUUCCCAAUUGUACUUCAUAAGAAUUCAUCGAAUUUUCGAACAGUGGAACUUCAAAACUUCCAAUGGAAGGUCAUUUAGGUUGUAUGGUUGAAUUUCUUGAAAUAGAAGCGAAAUUUCAUAAAAUACAUGGGACAAAUUUUUGAAAAAUCGAAUUUUUCAUUUACACAUUCAAGAAUCGAACGGUUUUCAGUUCAAAGUUUGAUCUCUAAGCUGGCCUAUUUGUUUUUUCUCAACUAAAUAGUAUGAAAUGCAUAUCAUUUUGUUCGUAAUGAAAUUUCACAUUCAAUGGUGCAAAUCAUUUUUCACGAAAACUUAUAUUCGCCGCGCGCAAAAAUCAAAUAAAAACAAAGGCGCACACAAUUAUUUUCUUUGGUCCUACGCGGAAACGCGUUUGUGUGUACUUCUCACGGACAACUUGUGAAAUUUUUUUCAUUUUUUUUCGUUUCGUUUUGUUGUUGUGUUUUUUGAGAGAUUUAAGCGUUUAAUGAGUUUAUAACAGCUGCAUUUUAGUCUAAGGAGAAUAUUAAUGAAAAUGUACUUGGCGGCUAUUAGAAAUUUUCUUUGAAAACACCAAAAUUCCUCAAACAUACGUCUUCAAACAUCUUUAAAAAUUUUUUUGCAUGAAUGGCGUAUGUUUUUUGGAUGUGGAGACGAAAUAGGUUUCUGGGACGACAACUCAGUCGGUGAUUCGGAAGCCCAAUAUUCGUGAGGUAUUUUUUCGUCUGCGCAUCUUAGAACAAAAUCUGUCUCGACGAUAAUUCGAUAAAUCGCCAAAGUUGUCUCGUUUUGCUUACAAAUCUAGUAAUUCUCACCUAGGAAAUUUAUGAAACCUAUGAAAAAUGAUAUUUAUGUAUGUUUUAGUGAAACUUCAUUUGGUUAAUUUAGAGAUAAGUUUGCCACUAGGAUAUUGGCGUAACACUGGUUGAUAGGUUACAGUAUAAGAUUUUUCUUUUUCAAAUUCUCGUAAUUCAAUCGUUUUCUUUACAUGCAUCGAAAAUAAUAUUGAUUACAGACAAUUUCGCCACGAUGCAUCUCGAAGAAUUGGUGGAAUGCGCCAAUAUGCAAGGGAUCAGGGCUGGUCGGAAUUGACCUUUCGGAAUUUCGGAAGUCCCAUUUUCACUCCCGAUUUUAUUUUCGGAAUUUCGGCAUUCCGACUUUUUAUUCCGAAUAAUUUUUCGAUAGUUCGGAAUUCCGAUUUUUUCUUCCGACUUUUUUUUCGGAAUUUCGAAAGAAAUUCGGAAGUCCUAAUGCGCAGGAAAAAACUGGAAAACGACAUUUUUCGAUGAGUUAUCAGAACAAUUAUAGUGAAAAUAGUUGCGAAAAGUGAAUCUUGUUCUUUAGUUUAUGAAAGACAACAAAUGUUUGUCUAUUAUCGAUUAUUAAGAAAUUUUUCACCAUCAUUUCAGCCAUAAAAUAAAGUUUUCUUUAAAAAAGCAUAUAUUCCGAUAUUUCGAAAUUUUUCGAAAAUGAUUCCGACAAAAAAGUCGGAAUGAAUAAAAAAGUCGGAACGAGAGUCGGAAUUCAAGCAAUUCCGAGUUUUUCUUUCGGAAGUGCUUCCGACCAAACUACACUUCCGAAAAAACGUCGAUUUUCGGAAUUUCGGAAUUCCGAUAUUCCGAUUCCGACCAGCCCUGCAAGGGAUUCCUUGUAAGUCUAUCUUAGAAAUGUUGUGAAUUCGAUAAUUUCGAUAAUCUUACAGGUUUCCCAUCGCUUGCUUGGACAAAUGAGUGAAAUGGAAGAUGCGCCGAGUUUGAGCAAGGUAAAUAUUUAUAAUUUUUAUCGAAAAUAAAUCAUAUUGAUGAUAAAAAUCUUUAUGCCCUUUUGUGAAUUAGACAAAAAGUUGUCAUCUAAAGAUAUCAAAUUCUUACAUUAAUAACUUUUCGGUUGAAAUCGUAGUUGAGUUUGGUGAAAAAUUGGCCAAGCUUCUUCCACCUGCGUUCCUGGCUUCUAUAAAGUCACCGGGAUCUCAGACAGUUUCAGGAUUUCAUUAAAAUUCCACUCCAGGUCCCAUUAUUACUUUCCCGAGUCGUCUACAGGUCUCACUCCUGAAAAAUCCCCAAGUCUCUAAGUCCUUUAUUACUACUAGCAGUCUUCCGAGUCACCAGGACUAUUACCAGACUUCUAAAAAUUUCAUAGUACACUCAGAAUUGUUUCUAAACAUCUAAAAAACUGCAUAAAUCUUUUUCUAGGCUAUGCAUUCAUUGAAGUUUUCUUUCAGAGUCAAAUUCGCCUGGGAUCACACAUGUCACCAUCAACGAUCGCCUGGAUUUUAAGUAAAUAUCAAAUUAUAAAUGUUCAAUAA
Molecule: messenger RNA, 2831 nt
Organism: Caenorhabditis angaria
Lineage: Eukaryota; Metazoa; Nematoda; Chromadorea; Rhabditida; Rhabditidae
Source: the annotation of a GenBank genome assembly